AUGGCAGCCACCGCGCCGGUGAGGGUCGUCGCCUCCGACUCCCGUGGGGCGCCUUCGGAGAGGUCCUCACUUGACUGGGCGAAGCGUGUACAGGAUGCGCACCAGAAGAGGAGCCCCGAAGAGUGGAGUCGUGUCCUCAAGCAGUUGGACAGUGCCCGCGAGGUGGAACGCCAGUCUCGGAAAGCAAAGGCAGUGAAGAAGCAUGCCAUCCGCUCCCGUGCUCUGGCUGCCGAAGGGCUUCGUCAGAUGUCCAUGGCGCCCGCCUCGGAGCACAUGGCCGUCCAGACGCGAUGGCAAUCGGCGCAAUACGAGUCCACGCGGCACAGAGAGAUGGAGUGUGAGGCCUUAGACCGAGCUGCCGAUGUCGUUCUGGCGGACGAAGAGUCGGACGAGGACAAUGCGAUGGUGCAGACGGCGCAGCUCAUGGGUGCCGAGGGUGGCGCCGCUGGGCUCCACGCAUUGGGCAACGAAGGGCUGACGGAUGCGGCUCCACGCCGCCCCACUGGUGGGGUCGACGAGCUAUUGAAGCAGCUGCGGACAGAGCCCACCGACGAGACCGAAUGCGCCGCCAAGUUCAUGCUCUAC
Symbiodinium necroappetens is the source of this 585-nucleotide messenger RNA. The record is from the annotation of a GenBank genome assembly. Lineage: Eukaryota; Dinophyceae; Suessiales; Symbiodiniaceae.